Messenger RNA from Porites lobata, 10839 nucleotides. The record is from the annotation of a GenBank genome assembly. Lineage: Eukaryota; Metazoa; Cnidaria; Anthozoa; Scleractinia; Poritidae.
CUUUUAUAAGACAGCCUAAUAAUUAGGGAGGAAUUGAUUAUUAAUUAAUUAUUAAUUCCUUUUAUGUUUCCUUUUAGUGGUUAAACUUAAUUAUCAAACUUCCCUUUGGUGCCUGCACCUCACGGAAAGUUUGCAAGACUGUAUGUAAUCUAGCAGUCUACAAAAUUGUCUUUUCUUUAACAGAUUGAGUCACCCCUUCCUAACCCACAAGCAGGAUAUUGGACCAGCUUCUUACUCUUGGAAAAUGUCACUUUUAUGUUAAAUAAGAUUUGCUUUUCCUCAUCAGAUGAAAAGAUCAAGGGACACAUGACGACACUUGAAGAAAUUCUUCAACAUCCAGAAUUUGGAACCUUCCACAACACUGGAAAGGAGGUCAAUGGUAAGCUGCUGCUGCAGAUAGAAGCUGUAUAUCUGAUAGAGUUUCUGUUAGCAAUUGUCUUUGCUAAGUUAAACUGAGUCUCUUAACGAAGUUUUCCAAAUUCUUUGAGCUUUCUUUGAAACUGACUCAGACUGUAAGUAAUUAAAGCAGUCAGUGUUAAGAUAUUAAAUAUUUUUUUGGGGAGCUUUAGCAUCAACAAUGGCAACGGCAGCGUAAAUGUCACUUAAUAUCAAAGGUCGGCGAAUUUCCCGGGAGCUGAUUUCUUGAAAACCACACUCAAUUUUAGUAAGAGUAAGAAAAAUUUGACUUCAUAUGUUUACAUCCUCCAUAAAACAUGAAAUUAGGCAUUUUCAUGUCAUAGUCAUACAGUGACGGCAAAGAAAUGUACAAAAAAGUGUGGUGCACGUGCAAAGUUGUUGUUUUGCUAAUCUAACCUACCCCUUUUUUGACAUUUCCAUUGCUGUUACCGUCGUCAUUGCUAAAGCUCCCCAUUAAAGCUAAGAUGACUUUCAGCUACUUUGUUGUUGUUGUUGUUAUCAUUUGAACCCAGUUUAGUAGUCCAAAUCUGAUCUUUGACUAUUUUUACUUCCUGGUAGAGAGACUCCUAAGUGCAAUUGAAUAUGCUUCAAAGAACUCCACAUCUCUAAAUGCCGUGAAUGACCUGCUAGGCUCCUGUUUUGCGGUUCUCCUUGAGGCUUGCAGUGGAGUUGCGGACAAAUUUGUACUUUCAGAUGAUGUGGUGACAGCAUUGGCAGACUUCAAAAGAUGUGAACGUGAAAGAUAUGACCUUCUGAAAAAGACAGAAAUGGAUAGUGCUGAAGAAAAGAGAAAGGCAGGGGAGGAUCUACUAGGUUUGAUUCACAUCAUUGCAUUUAUAAAAAAAUACUAGUUAACAAUAUUAUUGGACAAGGUUGAGCAAAAUAUCGUGAUUUGUCAGUGGCGAGUAGAUCAAUUAUUUACUGAAACCGAAAGCUGAGGCAAAUAAUAUUGAUCUGUGAGACACUAACAAAUCGUGAUAUUUUGUGAUAAGCGAGUUCAAUGACCGAGUUUAAUGAAAAUGUUCGGGAAGCGAAACAAUCUGCCACCUUCACGCAAAAGUGAUCGCAAGAAGGAGAAAAGCGUGGUUUCCUUUACGCAUAAGCAGCAUAUUAUUUGCAGCCAAACAUGGUUGAACGACAUUGCGCAUGAGCAGACCAUUAUUUGUAGGCAGUUAUUUGUAGGUCACGUGGUGGGCUCUCGGCCAAUGGAAAGAAAGAAAUAUUUGCAUCAAAUGAUAAUUUAAAUUAUUUCUGAAAUUAUUUUGAAAUCAGUCUUCCAGUAUUCCAAUCAAAAAUGUCUUAUCCAAGGUCGACAAAGAGUCAAAGAUUUGUUAUAUAAUGGGUUAUUUUAAUAAAGACCCAGCUUCUAAGAUAUGAAAAUUGUAAAUACUCAAAUCAGUUGUAAAUCAUAUGAUGUCCGCGAUGUUCUUACCUAUGACUGUUAAACCUACGCGUCAAUUACCAAAACUACUGCAACACUUAACUUAUAGACAAUAUAUUUACCAAUGAUAACAUUUUAGGCACACAUCUGAAUGGAAUACUCUUCAACAAUUUAUCGCAUCACUUACCUGUGUUCUCAGUUUCUAAGAUGAAGAGUUAUAAGCCUAGUGGCAAAAAUGAAUGGUAUUUCACUAGAAGGCAUCAAUAAUGAAUCUGUUGCUUCAUUUGAAAGAGAACUAGAAAAACAAACUGGUAAGAGGUAAUUAAAACAAAUGAUUGUGAAGAAUCUUAUAAUUUAUUCGUGAAAACCUUUCACGAGGUGUAAAAUAAAUCAUUCCCAUUAAAAAAGGCAACAGUAAAGGAAAGGAGAACGACUGAUUGAAUCCUUGGAUAGGGUAUUGUUAAGUCAUCUAAGCAUAAAUUUUAAGCUUACAAAAACUUUAUUAAAAAUCCAAGUUAAGAAAAUGAGGACAUUGAUAUAAAACCUACAGAAAUAAGCUUAAUCAUCUGGUAAGGAAGGCGAAGAACUUUUACAAUAAGAAAUUUAAUGGAGUAAUUGAAAGCAAACGUGGCAAACGUUGAAUGAAAUUGUAAGCAUGCAUAAAUAUAAAACUGCUUUACCUCAAGAUUUUCUAAAUAAUGGUAAAGCAAUCAGUGAUCCUUUAGAAAUUGCUGAUCAAUUUAAUGAGUAUUUUAUCAACGUUGGAUUGAGUCUUAUGAAAAAAUUUAACAGAAGUUCAGCAAAUGCCAUGAACCAUUUAAGAGGUACCUACGUAAAUAAUUCAAUGUUUCUGAAUGAAAUGACAAUUAAUGAGGUUGCAAAGGAAAUAACAUAUAAUACAAAAAAAGGUUUUGGCAUUGACAGGUUGAGUCUAAAGGUGCUGCAAUGUAUUGCAAAUUAUAUAUGUGAGUCAUUAACCCACAUAGUCAAUUUAAGUUUUAGUACUGGCAAGAUCCCUCAUGAGCUAAAAGUCUCGCUAGUAAAGCCAGUCUACAGAGCAAAUGACAACAAACAACUUACCAACUACAGACCCAUAUCUGUUUUAACUUGCUUUUCAAAGAUUUUGGAAAAGCUGAUGUACAAAAGGCUUUUAGAUUACAUUGAGGAAAACAGCAUUCUAUAUGGACAUCAGUAUGGAUUUAGAAGUAAGCAUUCAACCUCUUUUUGCAAUCAUGAAACUCACCGAAAAAAUUAAAAUGGCAAUAAUUGAGAACAAUGAAUUUAUGAUUGGAAUCUUCCUGAACCUAUCUAAAGCAUUUGACACCGUUUAAAAUCACAACAUACUGUUGCAGAAAUUAAAAUUUUAUGGCAUAAGAGGUCUAUGUAAUGACUGGUUCAGAAAUUAUCUUGCUGAUAGGCAGCAAAUUGUUAAAUACAAUUCCACCUAUUCUAAAAACAAAUCAAUAAAAUGUGGAGUGCCUCCAGGCUCUGCACUAGAACCGCUGCUGUUUCUGUUAUUUAUAAAUGAUAGUCAUACAUGCUCGAAUUUGUUAUCUUUCAUAUUAUUUACCGAUGAUACUAAUCUGUUUAUUUCUGGUAAUUAAGAAUAUUGAAGGACUUGAAACCCUUGUAAAUGGGAAAAUUAAAUGUGUACAAGUAUGGCUUGUAAACAAUCAAUUAACUUUGAACCUAAAGAAAACUAACUAUAUUAUAUUUCAAUCCCAUAAGAAAAAAUGUAAGAGAGAAUUGAACAUUAUGCUGAAUGAAUUUGAAAUAAAACAGGUACAUAACACUAAGUUCUUAGAAGUAAGGAUUGAUGAGCAUCUGACGUGGAAAAAUCAUAUAAACUAUGUAACAUGUAAAAUAGCAAAAACAGUAGGAAUUUUAUGCAAGGCUCACCAUUUUAUAGGGAAGGAUUUAUUAUUAAGUCUGACAAAUUACUCAUUGAUGUACCCUCACCUUAUUUAUGGUAAUAUUGUCUGGGGUAAUAAUUACAAAACAAGACUUGACAGUCUAAUCAAAAUUCAAAAGAAAGGAGUGCGUGUGAUAACUUUUGCCUCGUACACUGAAUUAUCAAAGCCGCUCUUUCAAAAAUUGGAGAUCCCUAAUUUUAGUAAUGUUAUUAAUCAAUUAAAUAAUUAGUAAACUAUCCUUUUUAAUACCAUUGACCUAUUUACAUUUUGAAAUGUCAACUUCAUUCGUAUGCUACAUGGUGAAGCAAUAAUGUACAUAAGCAGUUUUACAGGGAUAUUCACGCGUUAAACCUUGUGAAGAAAUGUCUAAAUAAGCGCUGCCCACAAUUUUUAAUGGACUACUUUUAUUUUGAUAGAGAUAUCGUACAGCGAAAAAUGCGGCAAAGUAAUCAACUCCGUCUUCCCUCCAUCGAAUUAGAAUAUACGAAAAAAGCUUUUUAUUAUCAUGGAUGUGAAGUUUUUAAUCGUAAUUUGUAGUUUUUAUCAAUAGUUUGUAAUAAUUUUUGUCCUUUUUUAGGAUAUUUUCUAUUAGCUUAGUUAGGACUAGUUUUAAGUAUUUUUAACAUAUUUUUAUAUUUCUUUUUACCUAGGGCCUCUAAGGGUAUCAGUUUUUGUAACUGUAGGAGUUACCCUAGCUAAAUAAAAGUAUCUUCUUCUUCUUCUUCUUCUACAGUCUGAACAAACUACAUACGGCUAUUAUUCAAUACAGUGUAAAGGGACAGAUCUGUGGAAUUCUAUACCAGAAGAUUUAAAGAACACAAAAUCACAAUAUAGUACAAAAAAGAAAUUUAAAAAGUAUCUUUUGUCACAACAGUGUUUAGAGAAUGCUUAGUGGUGUAGGCAGGUACAAAAGUCGGACAGGAUCAACUCGGACCGCCAGUCCGGGUCGGAUCAACUAGGAUUGACUCGGACCAACUCGGAUCGAAGAAAAAAAUAAAUAAAUAAAAUUGGACUCGGAUCAACUCGGAUCAUAAAAAAAAAACUCGGAUUAUUUUAUCGUUGAAUUUAUAGUUAUAGAUUUAAUACUGCAUAUGGCGUCCAGACCUGAUGUAAAAAAAUAAUAAUAAAUAAAUAAACAAUAGGGCAAUCUUGUAAAAGCCCGUAAGGGUUUCCUAAAUUCCCCAUAUUGAUGUAAUUAUCUUUGUUUAAUAUAAUAAAGUUAAUGUUGUUGAAUAUUAAACCAAUUAAUAGUGCCAAACUUAAUAUUGAAAAUCCAGAUGGUAUAAAAACCAAAAUGAAUUUAGUAGGUUAUAAAGUUCUCCCUAAGCUGUCGUAUAACUACAAAUUCUCAGCCCAGUGAUAUCCCUAAUUAUAUGACUAAUUAACCUGGUUGAAAAAAAGGGCAUCAAUGGCUCAAAUUGCUCUGAAAACAAUUGACAUGGGGUAAUAAUUGUUGAAGGUAUAAUUGAGUAAAAAAGGUCAACUAUUACUUUUCCUAAGUUGCACCCCAGAGUAUGUAAUAUUAUUAUAUAAUAAACCAAAGGCUACAUAUUUAUUUACCAGAAGUUCUUAUAAUAAUUAAAUUAUAUUACUGUAACUGAGUUCUGCCUUGCUUCCACUCAGGACAAUAUUAAUGUUAUCCAUAAAAUCCUGCAUUACAGAUAUCGCUAUAUCAAGAGGAGAGCAUGAUGUCAAAAGAGUACUAGACCGACAAAAAAGGAUGGAAGAGGCACAAACUCUACAAAAGUUCAUUGACAAAAGACAAGAACUUGAUGAAGAUAUAAACAGGGAGAUUGAAGAGUUGAACAUGAUGACUGAGAACUGUGAGGUUGACAUUGGUACAAUAGGUAAAUAUUAUCAAUAUAUGUACAGCUUAUUGAAUAAUCAACACUGUUAAAAAAUAUUGAAUAACACAUGUCCUCAUCAUUUAGUGCUGUCAUCAUUAAUAUAUAUUGAUUUCCUACUUUCAUUAUUUAGAGGACUUCAGGGGUGAUGUUGAUAACUAAUAAAGCUUCAAAGUUACACUUGUAUCAAGAAUCUGUCAUAAAACAGUUAUUUUCUCUUUUUUCAUUUAAAAAGGUAAAAAUCUUGGCACUCUUCGACAGUCUGCAGAGAUAACCUGCAAGAAGUACAAAGAGAAAGACAACAACUUGUGCAAAGAAUUACGGGAGAACAAAGCUGAACAAGACAAGCUACAGCAGCGUCUGAAUGAACUCAAAGACCAGGAAAGGCAGUUGGACGAAGAAAGGAAUCAGAGAAAGAAAAUUCAAGAAACAGCUGAGUUGGUGAGAUUAAAGCGGGUCAUAUAUGUCUAGUUGAGUUAUUAAAGUUUUGGAAUUAUUAAUAUAUACCUACCAAUUCUUACACAUUAUGCAUGAGUAUCACCCUUGCAGACUUAACGGCACCUAUCUCAUGCAUCAAGGACAAUUUCUCCCACCUGACUGACAAAUCCAGAUCAAUUGUUCUUGAACAAGUCAUAAUUAAUAACAAAGAUUCAAUUUCCUAGAAAAUAAUCCAGAAACUAAAGGCACUUAAUGUUGACUUUAUUCUGUCCUAACUGUACCACAACAUGCUAAAACAAUAUUGUCCCGCUUGAAAUAGUUUCUGAUUGAAGUGCUCAAAGAUCAUUGGAUCAUCUUCACACUAUUUCAACGAUGUUCAGAGUGUUUAAAAAAUAACUAUUGAUAUUGGCUUGGGUCGCUGGGACAUUUUCAGAAAUUGCAGUCAUGACAAGACAAAAAUCAUCUGACUUAUUUCACUCAAAAAAAGUUGGCAACUGUAUACAGUCUAAGAUUAUAAUGUCACUCUGUGAUUAAGGAGGUGUUUAUUUAUUAAUUGAACAGCUUGAUAUAGUAUUUGGACUAGCUGAGGUCUGUCAACUUUUUAAAACACUCUUGCCCUUGCAAAUUGAAGCUAAGAAUUCCUAGGAAUUUAUUCUUGGGAGUUCUUAAAAAUUCCUAAGAAUUCCUUGGAAUAUAGGUGUGGAAUUUCAAGGUAAUUGGAACAUGGAAUUCCUAGGAAUACCUAAGAGUUCCAAGCUUUGCUUUUCCUGGGCUGUUAUUACGGGCCAGGGCCAGGACCAAGGAUUCCAUGGUUGUCAUGAGCACGACCCCUGACUAUCUUCAUAGGACAAGAAGAAAAUAAAACCAAAAGAACUUCUGAACUGUUGAAUCUUGGCCUACUAAGUGCAUAUAAUAAUGGCGUACUUUUAUGUUCAGAUCUAUAAACUGAUGUGUAUAUGAGUGUGGUUAAUCAUCACGUCUGAAACGAUGAGUUGACCUUUCUAAUGAUACCCUAUAACUAUAAUUUGUUCACCCACAGACAGAGCAAAAAGCCAGGGAUGAGCUAGAGAAGUGGCAACAACAAAUCCAGGAUCUACAUGACAAGUGCCAGGCUGCACUGUAUGUUCUGUUGGAAUUUAAAGGUCAGACAUGACUUCUUUCUUUUUUUACUUGAAAAAACUUGACUGAACUUGACUGAAGGUUAGAAGAAAAGACCUCUCGUUUAUAAAAUUGCUGUGCAAAAAGAACUGUCACUAACAGGGAGUUGUGGUUUGUGAUGAUUCAGGCAUUAAACAGGUCAUUCAACCACAACAUUUUUCCUUUGUCCCUUAAUUUCCUUCAGUGUAUAAAACAAUGCUAUCACUUGUGAUGUUGAGCCCUUAAAAACCAAAACUGUAAGGAACUGAGUUUCUCUACUGGCAUAUUUCUGACAGUUGUUAGACUGGUUGCAGGGGGGAAAGUUAGUAAUUUUGUUUCCCACCAAAAAAAUAACACUGAAAUAAAAUUUUUAAAAAACUUCUACAAAUACACAAAUUUCGCAGUGUUUCACACUCAGAGACUUUUGGUGGGAAAUAUUUUCAUUGUUAGAUGCUAAGUGACUUUGAAGUAACCAAUAAGAGCAGAUGCUGCACAGAAAAAUUCCUGUGCUAUAGCAAAAAGUAUAGGCUAACGUAUUAAUGUCAGUUCUGGACUACUAAAUAUGUAGUUAUUAGGUUUAAUAUUGUCAAAUUGCAAAGAAAACCAGUUAACAAAAACAAAAAAACACUUAUGAUGUGUCGUGUCAAUACAAUUAUUCUUCUUUAGAUGGUUCCAGCAAACUAAUGGAAGCAUCCAUUGAAAGCAAAAGGAAGGAAGAAAAGGAACUCCAUGAGAAAGACAUUGCAGCCCAUAGACGCUUGCGAGAUGCAACUGCAGCGGCUGCUGUAGAGAGCAAGCAGUGCAUAGAAGACUGUCAAAAGAACCUAAAAUACCUCAAAAAACAGGUCUGUCAAAACUGUCAAAAUUAAAUGCUAACAAAUACCCCCAUAGAAUGAUUUCAAGUCAUUGUAGUACUCACUGUACAACAAUCAUUAAGGUCCAUGCUAACAUGGAAUAAAGACAGUGUGAUGUGUCCAAACACAUUCAGAGUAUGAGGAAAUGAGUAAAUUAAAGUUAUUGAGCUAAGCACAGCUUCUUUUGUUUAUGCAGUUGUGUACAUGUACAUAUUAAUAAUAAUUUAGUAUCUAUUAUGCUCUCAGCAUUGAUAGAAUUCCACCUUAAUAUAUCAAUGGAAGUGACUAAUAGAAUUAAACAGUCAUGGAGAAAUCAUUUUAAACCUUGUUUCCCUUGACUACAGAUCACAGAUCUGAAAGACGAAAAGAAGCAGAAGGCUAGAAGUGGGCUAAAAGUCAUUGUUGCUGAGAUUGUGGAGAAAUUGAAGAAGUAUGAAGACUUUUAUAGCCAUGAUAAACAAAAGAAAGCCAACAAUGAACAAAAGUUUGAAGUUUAUAAAAAGAAGAUGGAAGAGUUGGAUGAUAGGUUGACACAACUUGGAGAAGUGACAGAGGCUUUUGAUGAUAUCUGUAAGUAACUUAUUGAUAAUUAGUAAUUUCCUACUCAAGCAUUGAUAUGCCAUCAUCAUUUAUUCAUUGAUUCAUUCAUUCAGACAGCCUCAGCCGAGCUAGUCGCCUGGUUGCCCAGACCACUCUUUUGUGUUUGUCCAUGCAGGCUGAGAGUUCACUGGUGAUGCCACCUCGGCCUCCCUUAUAAGAUUGUCUAUGAAUGAAGACACUGAGCGACUACGUAUAGACACAGACAUUUUCCACAAACACAGCGGUUGUUCAUGAUUAAACAGACAUUUGUGAUCAAAAAAAGGUUAAAGGCACAAAAUGAUGAUUUUAUUACAGCUGAACAGUGUUUUCUUUAAAGCAUCAAAUUUAAAUUUCCACCAUACUGGACAAAGAUCAUGGGUUAAUGGUGAAUUGUCACUGAAAUGCAGAGAUAAAGUAAAAAAUGUACAAUAUUAUUUUAUCAUUUUAUUCCCAACAGAUCACCGAGUGCAAGAAGAAGUGAAUGCGCUCUGGGAGGGUGAAGGAUUCUCUUCCUUGGAAGAUUAAUUAAAGCUUUCAGUUCAUUUCAGUUUCUUAGGCAGUCUAGAGAGCAAUAAGCUUCUGCUUAAAUCCAAAGAAACUACUUAAACUCUCACUCAGAGGAGAGUUUAAGAAUAAUAAUGGAAGUGAGGAAAAAGCUCUUUAUAGAGCCUUAUUCUCUUUUUUUUCACAAGAUAUUUUGCACACUUCAGAUUAUAUUCAAGCUUAGGGUUAAAAGCCACUUUCAUGCAAUUUACUUGUAUAAAUAUAAAGGUUUUGUCAUCUUACAAGUCAUAUUAAGGAGAGUAGUAUGGGAUACAAGUCAGUAUGUUAUGCAAUGCUUUCCCCAUGGUAUCAAUCGUAUGAAUAUACCAACUGUGACUUCAUCUUUCUUUGUUUCCAAAUGUCAAGCCUUCAUACUGAGAAAAAUCAUGUUACUCAUAGGAGAUUUCAGAAUAUACCGCUUGACAGCAUUGCAUAACUACAUUUGUAGUAAAUGCUAACCCGCAAGUAAAAGUUGCAUGGAUUGUGCAUUGUACAGGUUGAAAUGUAUUUUAUAGCUGUUAACAGGGAGUAUUAACCUUGAUUAUAAUUAUUCAUUCAACAUAUUUUACCAUUUCCGAUUGGCUCCAAUUCCUGGCUAAUUCUUUAACCAACUGGCAUUGACUGCAAGCAAUAUACCAUGGAUUCAAUGUUAUAAUAUAGUCACAGCAGCCUUGUUUCCAUGCAAUAUCCUCAUUACUACAGAAUGCAGCAGCCUGCUGGCUGUUCAUAUGCCUGAGUGAACUAAACAAAAAUGGUGUUCACUGCUAUGGAGAUGAAAUGGCCAAAUUUGUCUGACACUGAAUCGAAGAAAUGCAAUGGUAUAUAAAAAGUAUGCUUGAUGGAUGUCUUGGGUGAUGACAUAUACUUUUUAAGGAUUAUCGGCAAGAAAAAACAUCUGUGCCAGGCUGUGCCAGGAAACAUGCUGCGCUAAUGUUUGAGGGAAGUUUACAGGGAGGCAAUGGCUGCUAAUUAGCCUGUACAGCCGCCCCUUCAGUUCCCGUCAGAGGAAAAUUUAUUCUUGAGUGGUGGAGGCGGCUGUACAUAGGCUACUAGGUUGCUAUAAGAUCCUAGAAAUAUUUUAAAUGAAUAAUAAGUCAAUCAUUAAAUUCGGCUUUCAUGAUGGGAAACAUUAUGCAGACCUCGAAGGGUGUUAUUCAUCAUCCUCAAUCUGCAUAAUUCUUCACAUUAGACAAAGACCGUGACCCUACCUAGUACAAAGAAAAGAACCAAUCACUUAUUAGCCUGUAUACAGACGUUGCGACGGACUUUGAAGAGAAAAUAGAGGGUCUGUGAACAGGCUACCAAUCACUGGCGAUAAAUUGGUUCACUAGCUAGAUUGCCACGCUACAUUGUACGUAUCCGUAAGCUAAUAACGUGUAUAUUAAUGACUUAAGGUUUGGUUUCAAAAAACGUUCAGUUUCUGUAGCUUGCACAUAAGAUAGACUUAUACCUGCUUAUACUAAGCUUAAGUUUAUACAAAAUAGAUGCUACACUGUAACUUACAAGAACUGGCAGCGUGAUGAGAGGAAUGAUUGCUUGUAGUCCGUAAAGCUACGACUCAACUGCAUUUCUGAUCAUAUGAUGUCUUACAUUGAUAGCUCUGCGUGAAAUUAAAUGCCGUAAAACUAGCCAUAAAUCGAGGGAGAAUUGUCUGUUCAAAGUGGCCCUAAACACGGUUUACCACGGUAUCCGAAGUCAAUUUCCCAGGGUUCGCUAGGUACGUGAUGUAUGGG